UUAAGUUUCUGCUUCCGUCGCUUUUCACCGUCCAAAUUAUUUCGUCGCCAAUUUCUACACGAACCAGAAAACCUCCAAGUCUCUCUGUCUCUCAUCGUCGCCGGAGAUUUUCCACCGGAAAAUCAAGAAAUGUCCUGUGAUUUCGCAGGUCGAGUGGAGCAGGGGCUCCAGCUCUCGAGGAGGAUAUACUACGGCAAGGGUGUGGCUCUUCCUCCUCCGGUGAUCCCGGAGCCACCGCCGGCAAGAUCGCCGCCGGAGAAUUUUCUUCCGACGGCAGUGACUGCGUACUCAGCGAUCUACGAUCCGGUGGCGGUGGACAACCCCGACGUUCCGAGCUAUCAGCCGUACGUCCACGCUCGGUGCGAUCCACCGGCGCUGGUGCCGCUGCAGAUGCUCGCGGCGGAGGUGAGGGUCGAUUGUUGGUUAGACACGGCCGUUGUGACGUUUAUCGGCCGGUGGCGCGUGCACUGCCUCAUGGCUUGUAGACGCGCCGAUUGCUGCAUCGCCGUUCCUAUGGGGGAGAAGGGUUCACUUCUUGGUGCCGACAUUGAUAUCCUUAGCGAGGGAAGAUCUUACAAGACCAAACUGGUCACAGAGGAAGAACUGGCAGAGGUCGAAAACAGCCACAGAGACAAAGAUUCGCGCUUCGUCAAACCUCACAUUUACACUUUCAAGAUCCCACAGAUUGACGGAGGAUCGAUCUUUUCGGUUCAAGUCACUUGGUCUCAGAAACUACUCUAUCUCGGCGACGGCCAGUUUCACCUCACUGUUCCUUUCAGAUUUCCGGCGUAUGUGACGCCAUUUGGUAAGGACAUAACAAAGAUGGAAAAGGUUGUCUUGAAUAUGAACUCGGGUCUCGCGGGUGAAAUCGCAUUCAGUUGCACCAGCCAUCCUUUGAAGGUGGUGCACCGUGAAGUUGGUAGAUUGAACUGUCUGUAUGAAGCAGAAGUAGCAGCUUGGUCGAGGAACGAUUUCGACGUUUUGGUCAAUGUUUCUUCUGGUGAAUUGAGUGGUAAUGUGUUAAACAUGUCUCCUUCCCCAUGGGAUUCCGAUGACAGAGGGAUGUUUUGCUUAUAUAUUUUGCCCAGAACAUCCCCACAUAGGCAGGUUUUCAAGCGAAAAGUCGUGUUUUUGAUUGACGUAAGCGGAAGCAUGCAAGGAAUGCCCCUCGAGAAUGUGAAGAAAGCGAUGUCCGCUUCCUUAUCUAAGCUCAACCCUGAAGAUGCAUUCAACAUCAUCGCUUUCAAUGAAGACAUUCGGCUUUUCUCUCCAUCAAUGGAGCUAGCGACUGCUGUAUCAGUCUCCACAGCGAAUCAGUGGCUCGAUAGUAAUCUAAUAGCGAGCAGCGGAACAGACAUCAUGCUUCCCUUGAAACAGGCAAUGAAGUUGCUUGAAGGAAGGACAGACGUUAACGCGAUCUCUCUUGUCUUCCUUGUGACUGAUGGAUCUGUCGAGAAUGAGAGAGAAAUAUGCAAUGCCAUGAAAGGGUACUGUUGCAGGAGCGGAGGCAUGAUUCCUCCUCGAAUUUGCACCUUUGGCAUAGGUUCGUUUUGCAACCAUUAUUUCUUGCAAAUGCUGGCACGGAUAGGGAAGGGUUACUACGAUGCGGCUUUGGAUACGGAUUCUAUCGAACAUCGGAUGAAGAGACUGUUCGAAACAUCUUCUUCGACUAUCGUAGCCAAUACCACUUUGGAUGCUCUGAAACUUCUCGGUUCAGUCGAGAUGUUCCCCUCUCACAUUCCAGACCUCACAAUGGGAGAUCCAUUGAUAGUAUGGGGAAGAUACAAAGGGCAGUUCCCAGAUUCUGUGGAGGUACGAGGAACAUUGGCGGAUACGAACUGUUUUGUCAUGGAGUUGACAGUGCAGAAGGCCAAAGACAUGAUCAUGCCACUUGAUAAGGUGCUUGCGAGGAGACAAAUCGAUGAACUCACAGCUCGUGCGUGGUUUGAAGACAGGAAAGAGAUUCAAGAGAAGGUAAAAAAACUAAGUAUAGAGACAGGAUUCCCAUGCGAAUACACGCCGAUGGUUCUAUUCAAGCAGGAGGAUGAGAAGAUCAUCUCCAAGCCACUUUCCAUAAAAGAGAUUCUGAGGAACCCUCCGUACGAAAUCCAGAAACACAUGCAGAAGAAGAGCGAGAAGAGCAUGGUGAUGGGAACGCAGUCGCGGGGCUUCGGAAACGCAGACGCGACCGCGAAAAACGUACCGUCGGGGAGGGAAGAACGAAGGGAAGCGGAAGGAGCGGAGAAGCUGGUGAGGGCGGUGUCGAGACUGGGAGAUCGCGUUUGCUGCAUGUGCUGUCUGCGUUGCGUUUCGGGAGUGAACGAUCAGUGUACGAUUGUCUUCUCUCAGAUCUGCGCUGCUCUGGCUUGCUUCGAGUGCCUCAAUUGCUGUUUUGAAGUCUGCGGCUGUCUUGAUGUCUGAAUUUGUAUAUAUAUAUAUAUAUAUGGAAUUUAAAUGCAAUGUUUAAAAGUGAGGGGAAAAUAACGUAUCUGUAUGUAUGUUUAUAUAUAUACAUACAUUGUUGUAAUAUAUAUAUGUAUAUGUA
Messenger RNA from Tarenaya hassleriana, 2545 nucleotides. RefSeq lists its product as uncharacterized. The record is from RefSeq and is a predicted model, not a curated record. Lineage: Eukaryota; Viridiplantae; Streptophyta; Magnoliopsida; Brassicales; Cleomaceae. The transcript has 14 exons. Bases 130 to 2421 code for a protein of 763 amino acids.